Messenger RNA from Gastrolobium bilobum, 2148 nucleotides. Its product is annotated as protein FAR1-RELATED SEQUENCE 5-like. The coding region runs from base 1 to 2148 and encodes 715 amino acids. Gene Ontology annotation, molecular function: zinc ion binding. Gene Ontology annotation, biological process: regulation of DNA-templated transcription. The record is from RefSeq and is a predicted model, not a curated record. The transcript is spliced from 5 exons. Lineage: Eukaryota; Viridiplantae; Streptophyta; Magnoliopsida; Fabales; Fabaceae.
AUGACCACUAAUCAAGCCACUUCAGCGGAUGAGGAUCCAAUAAGUUAUAUUGACUGCAGUGAAGAUUGCAUUCCAAAUGACUUAUCUAAUGAAAUGGAAUAUGGUGAAAUCAAAGAUUCCAGAAAUGAUGAAAUAGAAGAUGAUAUACCUAAUGACUUGUCUGAUAAUAAGUUUAAUGCCAUUCUACCAUCACCAACAAAGAGUACUACUGUUGUGAUUGAGGUUGGAAUGAAAUUUUCCGAACAAAAGGAUAUAUUAGACUUGUAUACAACAUUUGGGAAGGCAAACGGUUUUGGAAUUCGGAAAAGAACAUCCAACGAGAACUACGUGAUGCUAACAUGUGUUAGAGAGGGUUAUCAUCAACCGAGAAAGGGAAAAGAUGUGUGUGAAUUGUGUGCAACCAAACCAAGGUGGACAUCAUCAUCACGUAUGGGGUGUGAAGCUUGUCUCAAGGCUUCUAGAGAGAAAAAAACAAAAAUGUGGAAAAUCACAUAUUUCAUUGACAAGCAUAACCAUGAGAUGGUUACUCCAAAAAGUGUUUCAUAUUUGAGAUCACAUAGAAAAAUGCCCGAUGCUGCAAAAUGUUUGAUAGAAGAAUUCAAUAACGCGGGUUUGCCUACUGGAAAGGUGGCCACUAUCUUCAAAAGCCAUGAUUUAGGGUUUGACAGUCGAGAUUGUUAUAAUCAUAUGAAAAAUGUGAGGAGAAGGUCCCUCUUAUUAGGAUGUGCUUUAUUACACGAUGAGACUGAGGAUAGUUUUGUAUGGCUUUUUGAGGAAUGGCUUCGAGCAAUGAAUGGAAAACAUCCAGUUGCCAUAAUUACUGAUCAAGACUUGGCGAUUAGCAAUGCAGUCUCCAAAGUUUUUCCAAAUACGAAACACAGAUUUUGUUUGUGGCAUAUCAUGAAAAAGUUUCCAGAAAAGUUAUCUCAUCUCUACCAUGACCACGCAUCAUUUAAAAGGCAUUUGAAUGACUGUAUUUGGAGCUUCAAGAGCACUCAAGAGUUUGAAGAUAGAUGGCAAAGAUUUCUUAUUCAGUAUGGUCUUAUUGAAAAUGAGUGGUUGAAUGUACUUUAUAUAAUUAGAUCCUCUUGGGUACCAAUCUUUAACCAUUCCACUUUCUUUGCUGGUAUGAACACUACUCCACGUAGCGAAAGUAUAAAUUCAUUUUUUGAUGGUUUUGUUACAUCUGGCACAACUUUAAAGGAAUUUGUGGAGAAAUAUAACCAAGCAAUAGAUGCUCGCUACGAGUCAUUUAAAAAAGAAGACUUUGAAUCUAGGCACAAAGAAAGGAUUUUGACAUUUAAUAUGCCAUUGGAGGAGCAUGCUGCUAAAGUGUAUACCCGUGCAAUUUUUUCAAAGUUUUGCGAUCAACUUUCUCUUAGUUUACGAUUUUCUAAGGAGAAACUUGGGGAUGAUUGUGAGUGGGUUAUUUACCGAGUUUUUAACAGGAAAGAUGUAGAAGAUUAUGCAACAGUUGAGAUGAAAUUGGAAAACAGAGAAGCUAGGUGUUCUUGCCAUUAUUUUCAGUUCAUGGGAAUCUUAUGUCGGCACAUGCUUGCUAUUUUUCUUAUUGAAAAUGUUGAACAGAUUCCUGAACACUUCAUUCUGCAGCGUUGGAGCAAGGAAGGAAAUGUGAUACCAAGCGGAGAGAAGGACAAAUGUACUGCAAAUGGAGAUAGACUUCUUCGCAGCUUUCAUCUACGCUCUAGAUAUUCCAAACUUGAUGACCUUGCAUAUAAGUCAGAUGAAGCAUUUAAAUUAAUUUGUGAUGGUAUUGAUUCUCUCUAUAAAGCUGCAGAAAAAGUUCUAGCGUGCGAAGAGAGUAGUGGUCUUGGGGAUUCUAAUUUACAGUUGUUGAGUUUUCAUCAUGAAGAGCCUUCUAUGAUGUACUUGAAGGAUCCAAAUAUUUCACAAACGAAAGGGCGGAAAAGGGACUCAGAAAGUACUUCACAGGGACACAGGAUUCGUAGCGGGAUUGAAGAAGCAUCAAAGCAUACUAAUAUUUGUGGCAAUUGGGUUAUUUUUGGCAAUUGUAGUAGCACUUAUAGUAAAAGUGGUGUGUUUUCUUCUAGUCAUAUUACACACCAAUUGGGAGAAAGAAGUAACAUGUUCACCAAUUGGCAAGCCACAAGUGAUGUGUUAAGCUAA